AUGUAUGUGUUGAUUCUAGGGAACACUAUCCCCCAUUGCAGGGCAUUGUUUACACCUGGGGCACAUGGGAUAACUUACACUUUUCCUGCUGUCACCAUUCUAUAUGAUUCUUCAAGAUCAACAGGUAAAUACCCCAAAAAUGAUCUGCACAGAUAUUGACCUGCACCUGAAAUUCCAGGUUGUUAUGGCUCAGUUGCUAUAAAUCAGAUAUAGCUUUAUGUGAAUUUGCACCUCAACUUGAGAUGAUGACUCACCCUGUCUGGUCAGACUGUUUGACUGUCUACCCAUUAGGAGGAGCAUACUUCUCUCUCAUGGACCUACACUGUUCUUGGGCUCAAGCUUUAUUCUUACCAAGAAACCAACAGUUGGUGUCGUCAGGG
Molecule: messenger RNA, 380 nt
Organism: Coregonus sp. 'balchen'
Lineage: Eukaryota; Metazoa; Chordata; Actinopteri; Salmoniformes; Salmonidae
Source: the annotation of a GenBank genome assembly